This is a messenger RNA of Plasmopara halstedii, 1134 nucleotides long. RefSeq lists its product as uncharacterized. The transcript has 4 exons. The record is from RefSeq and is a predicted model, not a curated record. Bases 1 to 1134 code for a protein of 377 amino acids. NCBI's taxonomy places the organism in Eukaryota, Oomycota, Peronosporomycetes, Peronosporales, Peronosporaceae.
AUGCGGCAAGUACAAAGUAAAGACAAUGUCAAGAGGGAUCGUUGUGAUAUGAAACAACUUACCAAGAAAGUGAAAUCUCCUCCAAUAUCUGCGUAUGCCCUUCGUAAGGAACAUAAGAGGCUUCUUAUGGAGCAAGCAGAGAAUAUGCAAUAUGAAUUGGACAAGCUUAAGUUUCGACAUUUGGUCAAACAAGGACAAAUUGGCAAAGAUACCAAGCGCACGGCGGUAGAAAACUCGGUGCUGCACGAGUAUAUACAAAAACAACAUCUGACGCUUGCUGCAACACAAGCAGCAAUUACUGGACAUGUGCACCAAAGUCUUGGAGCUCAACAGCCUGUACAAAGUGUUAUUUACUUGGGAAAAGAUCAACUGGAUCGUUAUCGCACACUUCUGACCCUGAAGGAACGUAAACUGUAUGAAGCAGAGCGGUAUUUGAACAUGCGAAGUCAUGGUCUCGAGAAUAUGGCAAAUUACUGUCAGAACGAGUCAUAUGAUACAGUUGAUGGCGAUAAUUGCGCUAUUCGAUUUGAAAUUAAACGAUUAGCAGGGACCACUGUCAAAGUUGUUCAUAGUGCUAUUCUCAAUACUAUCGUGAAUGCUGAAAUGUUUCUCUCGGAAUUGUUUGGGAGCAUCACGAUCCGUGAAGACAACAAUGACUCAUUGAAAGAUGAGAUGACGCAGCUUCGAUUACUCUCGCUGACGUCAACUGGAGCGACUGUAGAGUCGAACACCGUUGUAUUUUCAAAGCUAGUAGAUGGAGUGGACGGGGAGUAUGGAAUUGUUGCCUUAGACUUUGUGGAUCGUGAUGAGUUGCAUCCAUAUCGCAGCAAGGAGCGUGUGCGCCGAGACACCACUACAGUUAUUAUGGUGCGUGCACUUCCGCUGACAAAUGGAUUGCCAGGGGUGGUUGUGAUGCGUCGAUCAUUUCUCAAGGUCCACAGGAGUUCGACCAAUGGCUUUCGAAAGCCAGAGACGGAAAUGAUGGAGAGUUCAGUGUGCUGGGGGGACACAGCCUCAAAGUGCGUAGAGCACCAGCUCAAGAAAGAUGCAUCUGAAAACCUUGAAGUUCGUGGGCGCUUCACGCUGAGUCAUCAGAAAGUCCACUACCCACGCAAAUCCCGACCAUAUCCAUAA